AUUAGCAAGGAGUGAAGUAUUUAGGAAUAUAUUCAUACACCCAGAUUGCACGGUAAUGCAGAGGGAACAGCACAAAAAACGCCUAUGGUACUUGAAGCAGAGGAGGGAGGAUUCUAUGAGAAACGGGGAUGGACAUACAUGGGUUAUGUACAAGGGAAUGGUAGUGGGAGCAAGAGCGCCAACACAGAAGCAGGGGACAGCGAGACACCUUCCACCCAGGAGGAGGACAUUAAAGGUGGCUGUUCUACAGCAAAUGCAGACUGGCCAUACUUUCAAAUACUUGAUCAAGUAGUUCCUCUCAUGAGAAAAGAAAAGAUUGAAAAAAUACCACACUCAAGUUUAGACCACAGAGAUCUUGAUGCACCUCACGACAGUUUACCCAGCCCUCUAACCACUCCUAUUGUUCCUGAACAAGAUCCUUUGUCAGAGGCCUCUGAUCCCUUAUCAGUGACCUCUGUAAAUACUGUUAUGGUGUCAGCCCAGUCAUCCACUGUAGGAGAUGGUAAAUGCAAGAUUGAAGCUGUCGAUGGUGAGCCACCUCGGAAAAGGGGAAGAGGUCGACGUGCAGCUCAACGUGCCAGAGAUAGAUGGUGGGGUGCUGUAGAAGAUGAUGACAUGGGCUCAGAUUCAACAGGGAUAGCUGUGAGAGGAGAACUUACAACUCAGCAAGGAACACCAAAAUCCUCCACAGUUGAUAACUUGGAUCCUUCUCAAAUGGAAGUCCAAACAUUUCACAUGCUAGAAUCAUGUUCUUCAGCACUGGCAGAAAUCCGUGAGACACUUAGAUUACACACUGAGCGACAAGAGACCUUGAUGCAGGUCAGUUUUCUUGAUUCAGGGAAGUUUGGGAAUUUUCUGAAAGAAUCAGAGUUGUUUAGAAUGUAUUUUUACUUGAAUGACAUAAUGACAUUAGAUCUCUCUUAUUAUUCACCUCCUCUAAGAAGUAUCUGUAUCCAUUGAUCCAUCCCCACACACAAAU
Homarus americanus (American lobster) is the source of this 979-nucleotide messenger RNA. RefSeq lists its product as uncharacterized. The record is from RefSeq and is a predicted model, not a curated record. The transcript is spliced from 3 exons. Lineage: Eukaryota; Metazoa; Arthropoda; Malacostraca; Decapoda; Nephropidae. The coding region runs from base 85 to 960 and encodes 291 amino acids.